CCAAGUCUUCGCCGUAGUAAGAUUCCCUUGACGUGUGUAGAUCAGUAGGAGGGCAUUUGGUGCGUUUCUAGUGGUGCUGUUGUGUUUCUGUAUUGUCCUUUUCCUCCUCACUGCUGCUGUUCAGCGUGGAGGAUGGCGGAGACAGUCACGGCACAGUUAGACACUUUAGGCCGCAAUUUCCAGCUCGCGGAUCUUCAGGCGCUCCACUGCUCGCGCCAGGUGGAGAGCCGUGGUUCGCUUAUGCAUGCUCCCCACAGUGCCUCCCAAACGCCUGGUGGUACGUCAGCUUGGGGAUGGGAACAUUUCAUAACACAUCCUCCAAAUCAUGAAAUCAUUUCAAGCCCUAGAUUCUGUUCAUGCCAUAGAUUGAAUCCAAAUCAAAGUUUUGGAAUGGAGAGCAGUCAGCCAGUCAACAUCACAGAUCCAGGUACACGUCGGAAGAAGAAACGCAGAACUCGGGCCGCAGACAGUUUCACUGGCAAAUUUAGUGAUCUGUACAGGCUGUCCGAUGAUCUGCUGGGUCAGGGAGCUUAUACUAAAGUCCAGAGUUGUGUGAGUUUACAGAAUGAAAAUGAGUAUGCUGUAAAGAUAAUCGAGAAGAAUGCUGGUCACAGUCGCAGUAGAGUUUUCAGAGAGGUGGAGACGCUUUAUCAGUGUCAAGGAAAUAAGAACAUUCUGGAACUCAUACAGUUUUUUGAAGAUGACCGCUGUUUUUAUCUGGUUUUUGAGAAGUUAUGUGGAGGUUCCAUUUUAACACACAUUCAGAGUCGGAAGUACUUUGAUGAGAGAGAGGCUAGUCAUGUAGUCAGGGAUAUAGCACAUGCAUUGGACUUUCUGCACAACAAAGGUAUCGCUCAUCGAGACCUCAAGCCUGAAAAUAUCCUGUGUGAAUAUACCGAUAAGGUUUCUCCUGUCAAGAUCUGCGAUUUUGACCUUGGCAGUGGAGUGAAGCUGAACAGUGCCUGUACCCCUAUAACUACCCCUGAGCUCACCACACCGUGUGGCUCGGCAGAGUACAUGGCUCCUGAGGUGGUAGAGGUCUUUUCAGAUGAGGCUUCGUUCUAUGAUAAGCGUUGUGAUCUCUGGAGCCUUGGGGUCAUUCUCUACAUCCUACUUAGUGGGAGCCCUCCCUUUACUGGCCACUGCGGCACCAACUGUGGCUGGGAACGAGGAGAGACUUGCCGUGCCUGCCAGAAUAACCUGUUUGAGAGGAUUCAAGAGGGAAAGUAUGAAUUAAGGGAUGGAGUCUGGGCUCAGAUAUCAGCUGAUGCUAAAGAUCUGAUCUCACGGUUGCUGGUGCGAGACGCCACUCUACGAAUGAGUGCAGCUCAAGUCCUAAAGCAUCCCUGGGUGCAGGGGAAUGCACCUGAAAGAGUUCUUCCAACUCCUCGUGUUCUACAAAGAAACUGUAGCACUAAAGACCUGACACAGUUUGCAGCAGAAGCCAUAGCAUUCAACCGUCAACUAUCUCAGCAGGAGGAAGAGCAAGAGGACUUUGGGGCCGUUGUUUGCUCUAUGAGGCUCUCCCCUCCCUCUAACUCUAGAUUGGCCCGACGCAGAGCACAGUCUCAGGCACUACGCACCAGUACCUGACACCUGCCUACUGCACAGGAACUGAGUGAUACACAUACACACCACAUAUGGUGUAUUAUAAGGCUUCAUACACGCAUACAUUGUCUGCUGAACGGAAUAGCUUAUUGAGCGUACCACAAAUCACUCUAACCCUCACAAACACUUGCUUGCACACCACAAGCUCAGUGCUUACUAACCUUAAGUAUGCAUAAAAUGUGUUUUUUUUUUUUUUUUUUUUUUAAACUCAUUUAAAUAACAUUUAAAUUUGCAUCAAGUUCAUUUUCGUCCUUAUCCUGCUCUCAGUGUAAUGGAGUUUUGUGGUCAGUUUUACGCACCGGAAACUGUGAUCUAUUUAUUUAUUUAGAUAUUUAAAUAUUUCUUAUAAAAUAUUUAUGACUGGAAGUGUUUCCCAGCCACAAAAAAAGGUGUUCAGUUCUGAGGAAAUCUUACAGAGCAAUUGAUUUUAAUGAUAUCACAGCAGUGAGGCUUUUAAACAUUUGUAUUUCCAUUCUUGGAAUUAUUUAACUGAAUCAGUUUUUUAACAUUUUAAAGUCACAAAACAUUUUUUAAAGAAAUAGUUCACCCAAAAUGAGAAUUGUCAUUAUUUACUCACCCCAAUGCCCCUCCAAACCUGUAUGAUUUUAUUUCUACCAUGGAACACAAAUGGAGAAGAGUGGAAAGUCUUUACAUGUAUUUUUGCCAUAAAAUGAAAGUGAAUAGUGACUCCGGUCUGUAAAUCUCCAUAAAGGAAAAAACACACUAUAAAACCCACAGUAAAAGUAAUCAAUACAACUCUUGAUACAAAGCCAUACGAUCACUUUGUGUGAUGAACAGACCUAAAUUUAAGUUGUUAUUCACUCUCAGGAUUGGGAGGAUUACUUUUGAAAUGUAUUCCACUACAGAUUGCAUAAUACAUGCUGUAAAAUGUAAUUUGUAAUGUAUUCCAUUAGAUUACUCAAGAUCAGUAACGUAUUCUAAAUACUUUGGAUUACUUCUUCAGCACUGGUACAAAAAUUAUCAAGAAUAUGAUUUUUGCCGUAAUAUCAAAGGUCUUACUAGAAAAAAAGAAAUUAUGAUCCAACGUGAAUUUUCUUGAUAAAAAAAAUAUGAUUGUGCCUGGUAACGUGCAUGUAAAAUGGCUAGAAAUAGCAUUUUAUCUUAGCGUAAAGCUGACAAUUUACACAAGGUUUAUUUCUAUUUCUUCUGCUCCAAACUUACUUCAAACUUACUUCUCUGUCUGCUCGUAUGAAUGUAACACAUCUUAAGAAAGUAUUUCACCGCUGUUCAAAUGCACUUUGGAUCGUAUCAUUUAUAUGUGUAAAGUUUUCCAUCUGAAAGGACUAAAUAUUAAAUGAAACUAAUGACAAUAAAAUGCAAUGUAAUCUCUUCAGUAAUCAAAAUACUUUUUGAAUGUAACUGUAUUCUAAUUACCAAUGAUUUAAAUUGUAACUGUAGAGGAAUACAGUUACUUAUAUUUUGUAUUUUAAAUAUGUAAUCCCGUUACAUGUAUUCUGUUACUCCCCAACACUGUUCACUCUUAAAUCAAAGCUUUGAUCAUCUUCUGGCAGCACCGCCCAAAUCAAAUAUGGCAACUACUGUACAGGUUGGCAGGGUGAAGAUUUGGCAUAUUUUUCCUUUUGUGUUCCACAGAAGAAAGAAAUGCAUAUUAAUGAUGCCAGAAUUUUCAUUUUUGGGUGAGCUUUUCCACAAAGUCAUUUCAGUUACUGUGAAGCACUGGACCUUUUGCAUUUUGUUUUAUUUUAGUAUUUUACUUUUUAAUUUUUGUUAUGUGAUGUAAACUUGGUAACCCACUUAGCCUUGAUAAAACGUCGUGCUGUACUUUUGUUGAGUGGACAAUGUCUUGGUUUAUUUGAGAAUUUCAUGUCCAUCUAUACAGAUUUAUAUUGUGUGGCAUAGAGUCAAGAGGUAUGUUGCUUAGAUUUCAGAUUAUAUUUUUUCAUUUAAUGUAUUUUUGAUGCUUCUGUUUUGUGUAGAAUUAUCUUUGUCUUUUUUUAUGUUAAAAUUAUUUUGUUGUAACCAUGGAGUAUUUUUCUUUAAAUCAGGGCAGUGAGCCUGUUCUGUUAACAGACUCAGUUUUAAGGUGCAGCAAGUUAAAAAAAAUGCAUUCCGUGAAAACGGUGCCAUUUUCGGGGGCGGAGCUCCUAAUGUGACGGUCAAAUGCAAAAGUAGAUUUGCUGUUAAAAGACCUCAUAUUUGCUCUUUGUAUUAUCAAAUUAUAAAACAUUACCUUCAGCAAAGUUAUUGUUCAUCUUUUCCUCGAAAUGCUGCUUGAGGUGAGAGGAAAUGUUUUUUUGACUCAGUAUAUUAUGUAAAUUCAUGAGGAUGUGAUGGGAAACAUUUAAUGUACCAGGGAUGACACUAGAGGGCACUACCUCAUUAAUGUCUAUGUUCUCAGUACUUGUGUGAUAAUGUUAGUGAAGGAAAGUGUUUCUCAAUCUAAGUUCUGGAAUAAGAAUACAUUUUUC
This is a messenger RNA of Myxocyprinus asiaticus (Chinese sucker), 4058 nucleotides long. RefSeq names its product MAP kinase-interacting serine/threonine-protein kinase 1-like. Bases 133 to 1593 code for a protein of 486 amino acids. Lineage: Eukaryota; Metazoa; Chordata; Actinopteri; Cypriniformes; Catostomidae. Gene Ontology annotation, molecular function: ATP binding; calmodulin binding; calcium-dependent protein serine/threonine kinase activity. The transcript is spliced from 14 exons. Gene Ontology annotation, cellular component: nucleus; cytoplasm. The record is from RefSeq and is a predicted model, not a curated record. Gene Ontology annotation, biological process: protein autophosphorylation; intracellular signal transduction; peptidyl-serine phosphorylation.